AUGGAGGGAGAGAAAGAGACUCGUUGGUCAUAAGAGGAUACCCUAUCGAUGUGUUAAGCUUCACCAGUUGAUUUAUAUGGAAUCUGUGAUUCAGUAAAGUGACAGAAUUCAGACUUUGUUCGAGUGGAGAAAUUAUUCUAACAAUGCUUUUUUUAAGUCUAUUGUAUAUCUUUUUUGUGUUGUAGUCUAAACACAGUUACAGUCUCCAAGGUGUUUAAUUCUCAUCGCUGUUCUCAUCUGCUGUACACAUCUGUACUGUAGUGAGGUCUCCAGUCUACUAUGGAUGAGGAGAGAGAGGAGGGGGGUCCUACCUCUAAGACCACUCUGUCUGGGGAACAUGGCCGCCAGAGCAAAGCUAAGAGCCCAGUGCAGCAGCAGAGAGCAGUCUCCCCUGGACCCAGCUGUGUCUCCUUGAAGAGUGACCGGUCUAUGGACAAACCUCCUACUUUUAAAGAUGGACGCCCCUCCAGAGAGGAGAGAAGGUGGCAGGAGAGAGCAGACUCCCCUGGACCCAGCUGUGUCUCCAUGAAGAGUGACCACUCUAUGGAUCCACCUGCUACCUUUAAAGAUGGACAUCAGUCUAUUGAGAAGAGACACCAGGAGAGGUCAAAGGUCACCAGUGCUCAGCCUGUACAGCAGCAUCUAACAGAGCUGAUGAAACAGGAGGAACUGGCUGACACACUGGGCGGAUCAGCUGCUGUCAAGUGCCAACAUAAAAUCAAGUCUAAUUUAAAGAAGAAGUUCAGGUCUGUGUUUGAGGGAAUCGCUAAAGCAGGACAGCAAACACAUAUGAACGACUUCUACACAGAGAUCUUCAUCACAGAGAGAGGCAGCGGAGAGGUCAACAAGGAACAUGAGGUCAGACUGAUUGAAACCGCUUCCAGGAAACCAGCCAAAGAAGAAACACCAAUCAGAUGUGAGGACAUCUUUAAACCCUUACCUGGACAAGAUCAACCAAUCAGGACAAUAAUGACAACUGGAGUGGCCGGCAUUGGUAAAACCGUCUUAACACAGAAGUUCACCCUGGACUGGGCUGAAGGCAAAACCAACCACGACAUAGACUUCACAUUUCUCCUCACUUUCAGAGAGCUGAACUUACAGAAAGGGAAAGAGUUUAGCUUGGUGGAACUCCUUCAUCAUUUCUUUAUUGAGACCAAAUAUGCAGGAAUCUGCAGAUUCGACCUGUUCCAAGUUGUAUUCAUCUUGGAUGGUCUGGAUGAAUGUCGACUUCCUCUGGACUUUCAGAGAAACCCGAUCUGGACUGAUGUCACAAAGUCCACCUCGGUGGACGUGCUGCUGACCAACCUCAUCAGGGGCGACCUGCUUCCCUCCGCUCGCAUCUGGUUAACCACGCGCCAAGUGGCAGCCAAUCAGAUCCCUGCUGAGUGUGUUGGCAUGGUGACAGAGGUGAGGGGGUUCACCAACCCACAGAAGGAGGAGUACUUCAGGAAGAGAUUCAAAGACGAGACACUGGCCAGCACAAUCCUCUCCCACGUCAAGAAAUCACGAAGCCUCCACAUCAUGUGUCACAUCCCAGUCUUCUGUUGGAUCACUGCUUCCGUUCUGGAGGACCUCUUCAAAACAUCCCAGAUAGAAGAGAUGCCCAAGACCUUGACUCAGAUGUACAGCCACUUCCUGAGGGUUCAGUCCAUACAGGGGGACAGGAAGUACCAUGGGAGGGCUGAAACAGAUCCAGACUGGAGUUCAGAAAGCAGGGAGAUCAUUGUUUCUCUGGGAAAACUUGCUUUUAACCAGCUGGAGAAAGGAAACCUGAUCUUCUAUGAGGCAGACCUGACAGACUGUGACAUUGAUAUCACAGCAGCCUCAGUGUACUCAGGAGUGUUCACCCAGAUCUUUAAAGAGGAGUGUGGGCUGUACCAGGACAAGGUGUUCUGCUUUGUCCAUCUGAGCAUCCAGGAGUUUCUGGCUGCCCUUUAUGUCUUUCAGUCCUUCAUCAACACUGGGGUCAACCUGCUCACAGAAGAACCACCAACCUCCAGGGAAGAUGAACUCCUCCUCUACCAGAGUGCUGUGGACAAGGCCUUACAGAGUGAGAACGGACACCUGGACUUGUUCCUCCGCUUCCUUCUAGGCCUCUCUCUAGAGCCCAAUCAGAUUCUCCUACAAGGUCUGCUGGGAAAAAAAGGAAGGGACUCCCAGACCAAUAAGAAAACAGUGUCUUACAUCAAGGAGAAGAUUGGUGGAGAUCUCUCUCCAGAGAAAAGCAUCAAUCUGUUCCACUGUCUGAAUGAGCUGAACGACAGUUCUCUAGUGGAGGAGAUCCAACGGUUCCUGACAUCAGGAAGUCUCUCCACAGGAUCGCUCGCUCUUGCUCAGUGGUCAGCGCUGGUCUUCAUCUUACUGUCAUCAGAAGAGGAGCUGGACGUGUUUGACCUGAAGAAAUACUCUGCUUCAGAGGAGGGUCUUCUGAGGCUGCUGCCAGUGGUCAAAGCCUCAACAACGUCUCUGCUGAAUGGCUGUCAGCUGUCAGAGACAUUCUGUGAAGAUCUGGCCUCAGUUCUCAGCUCCUCUAGUCUGAGAGAGCUGGACCUGGGUACCAAUGAUCUGAAGGAUUCAGGAGUGAAGCUGCUCUCUGCUGGACUGGAGAGUCCACACUGUACACUGGAAACCCUCAGGCUGAAUCGCUGUCAUCUGUCAGAGAGAUGCUGUGAAGCUCUGGCCUCAGUUCUCAGCUCCUGUAGUCUGAGAGAGCUGGAUCUGAGUACCAAUGAUCUGAAGGAUUCAGGAGUGAAGCUGCUCUCUGCUGGACUGGAUAGUCCACACUGUACACUGGAAAUUCUCAGGCUGAAUGGCUGUAAUCUGUCAGAGAGAUGCUGUGAAGCUCUGGCCUCAGUUCUCAGCUCCAACUCCUCUAGUCUGAGAGAGCUGGACCUGGGUACCAAUGAUCUGCAGGAUUCAGGAGUGAAGCUGCUCUCUGCUGGACUGGGGAGUCCACACUGUACACUGGAAACUCUCAGCUUGUCUGGCUGCCUGGUCACACAGGAAGGCUGUGCUUCUCUGGCCUCAGCUCUGAGCUCCAACCCCUCCCAUCUGAGAGAGCUGGACCUGAGCUACAAUCACCCAGGAGACUCUGGAGCUGCGCUGCUCUCUGCUGGACUGGAGGAUCCACGCUGGAGACCGGACACUCUCAGUGUGGAGCACGGUGGAGUGUGGAGGCUGAAACCAGCUCUAAAGAAGUAUGCUUGUGACCUCACACUGGACCCCAACACGGCCUACAGUCGACUCUCUCUGUCUGAGGACAACAGGAAGGUGACGGUGGUUGAAGAGGACCAGUCGUAUCCGGAUCACCCAGAGAGAUUCGACCACUGGGAGCAGGUGUUAGGUAGAGAGGCUCUGACUGGCCGCUGUUACUGGGAGGUAGAGUGGGAAGGAGAUGUUGGUAUAGGAGUGACAUACAGAGGAAUCACAAGGAGAGGAGUGGGUGAUAGCUGGCUUGGAGAGAACAACAAGUCCUGGAGGCUUGAUUGUCGUGAUGAUCGAUACUAUGCCCGGUACAACCGUAGUGGAACACUCCUACCUCUCCCCCCCGCUGGCUCCACCAGAGUAGGAGUGUAUCUGGACCGGCCUGCUGGCUCUCUGUCCUUCUACAGAGUGUCCCCAGGUGGAGGAGGGUCCUCAGACCCACUGACACACCUCCACACCUUCCUGUCCCCCUUCAUCCAGGAGGACAUCCUCCCUGGGUUUGUGUUCUGGGGGGUCGGUGCCUCAGUGUCUCUGUGUAAGUUAUAAUCUCUCUCUCUGUCUCUCUCUCUCUGGGUGCACUCACACUAGGCCACCUGGCCGUGGCCGUCGGCCGUCGCAGCUGUGGCCUGGCCACGGUAGGCUCUUGUACAUACGUCAUCACGUCGUAACACGUCAUCACCAAGCGUCCGCUGCAUGGAACAUAAUAAAGUCUGCCGCCAGUCAGAGUUUUAACAACAAUGGACAACAACACAGAGAACACACCAACAGUUGAACCGCUUGACACCAUGUUUACCGUUUAAUGGGAAUGAAGGCUUGUCGCCUUUUAUUAUGUCCAUGGUCGUCGCAUGGACUAUACGUCAUCCAGCUCAGGUUGCGUAGCCGUGCGUGUGCGCGUGUCGGCUCAUUAGCAUCUGUACCGUGGCGGCCCGUACCGUAGCAGCACACCUCUCCCAAGUGGCCAAAUUGGCCUGGCCUGGCCAGACUGGCCACACUCACACUGGCAGAUUUGAGCACGGUUAGGUGCUAAAACGGCCACGGCCAGAUGGCCUUGUGUGAGUGCAACCGCUGUCUCUCUCUCUCUCUCUCUCUGUCUCUGUCUCUGUCUCUGUCUCCGUCUGUCUCUCUCUCUCUCUGUCUGAGGAUACACACACGCAUAUAAUAACACACGAGUGCGCACUCAUUACACACGCAUGUGCCUACACAUGCAAACACGCGUGCCCGCACACACACAUGCUAUUUAAAUCCACAUAUGUACAGACACACGCACACAUAUCAAGGCACGCAAACACACACAUAUAAACGCACGCACACACAAAAACACACAUGCGCGAGCACACACAAAACGCUUAUAUAAAUACACAAGACACGUAUGUAUGAACACACACAUGCAUAUAUGAACCCAUACACAUAUAUGAAUACACACGCGCACGCUCACACACAUACACAAAUUAUAUAAACACACACAUACAUGCAUAUGUAAAAACACACACACACACACAUGAACACUCAAAUAUGCACACAUACAAACAUGCGCACACACGCAUGCAGAUAUGAACACACACACACGGAGAUAUGAACAAACACACACACACAUGCAUUUGCAAUGAACACCCACACAGACUACACACUCAUGUAUAUAUAUAAACACACACACACUGUUUCAGUGUUCUAAAUUCAUAUACAUUUUCUUGGGCUUCUGAUAGUUGAUCUUGAUUAACCCUGAAAGGAAGCGACUUCAAGAUCUUCCAUGAGGUUAACUAAGCAGAUAUCAGUUUAUAUUUUGAUAAGCCUUACAUGGAACCUGAUUUUAAAGCAGAUUUAAUAUUAUUUUCAUAAUGCCAGCGGUCUGGGAAAAGUUAUAGAUCAUGUUGUGAUGACUUUAAACUGAGUAUUGAUUCCUUGUGUUCUGUGGGGAACAACACAGCAGCAGAACAUGUUCAGUUAUUAAAGAUAUGUGCACACCUGUUUAUGAAUA
Gadus macrocephalus (Pacific cod) is the source of this 5179-nucleotide messenger RNA. Its product is annotated as NACHT, LRR and PYD domains-containing protein 12-like. The transcript is spliced from 12 exons. NCBI's taxonomy places the organism in Eukaryota, Metazoa, Chordata, Actinopteri, Gadiformes, Gadidae. Gene Ontology annotation, molecular function: protein binding. The record is from RefSeq and is a predicted model, not a curated record. The coding region runs from base 280 to 3750 and encodes 1156 amino acids.